AAUUUACCUGCCCAUUCAUUGUGAUUGUGGCAAGAAGCGAGGUUGUUGCAGUUGUUUCUUAGGACGCUCUCGCAUUUUAAAUAGUUUGACUACUAUUGCCGGAGAUAGUAGUAUCUGAAAGGCUGUAGGAUCUAAGAUAAUAUAAGAGUCACGGUAGAACGCAUUACAGGUGCUAAAGGAGUAUUUAAUAAAUUGCUAAGCAAACGUACCAAGUCUUAGCGAAAUCAACAUUGUCACACUAGGGGAAUAGAAAAGAACGAAAUAUCCCAUUUAAUUGCUUGGGAUACGGAAACAAUUACACAAAAGCUCAAAACUGGAGAAACAAAAUCGUGUGAAGUUGAUUCGAGACAAAAUGGUCCUGGCUGAAAGAAAUUCGGAGCUGGUGCGUAAUGGGAGACGAUCACGCGGACCAAGUCCAAAUGGGCACGGAGUAGGCGUUGCUGGGGGUGGUACAGUGGGGGCAAGUACUAAUAUUGGGAACAGUGGAGGUGCUGGUGGUACUGGAACUCCGGAAACUAGUUCCGACGAUGACAAUUCAAUUAAGCGAAAUGGAAAAUCCAAAGCAAAACAGAGUGAAUAUGAAGAGAAAAUUCGUGUUGGUCGUGACUACCAGGCAGUAUGUCCACCGUUAAUACCUGAAAAUGACCGUAAACCAGAGGGCUUAAAUGAUCGAGCGCUUCUGGUAUGGUCGCCCACUAGAGAGAUACCAGAUGCAAAACUUGAAGAAUAUAUAUCAGUAGCUAAAGAAAAAUACGGUUAUAAUGGCGAACAGGCAUUGGGUAUGCUAUUCUGGCACAAACAUGAUUUGGAACGUGCCGUAAUGGAUUUAGCUAACUUCACACCUUUUCCCGAUGAGUGGACAGUAGAAGACAAAGUGUUAUUCGAACAGGCUUUUCAAUUUCACGGCAAAAGCUUUCAUCGCAUUCGUCAAAUGUUACCCGACAAAUCAAUAGCUAGUUUGGUGAAAUAUUAUUACUCGUGGAAGAAGACGCGCCACAGACAAAGCGUUAUGGAUCGUCAAGAGAAAGCAAAAGCAAGUAAAGAAGGUUCAGAGAACGGUAGUGAGAAUGGCAGCAAUGAAGAAUCUGAUACAGAUGACAAGGAUCAAGCAUUGGCUACAACUUCCGGGUUUCAAGAUCAAAUGAAAAUAGGCUGUGCCACUUCUGCCGAUUUACCGAACAAAUUAAAUAAAUUAAGCGAAAACGGUGGUGUUUCUGGUAGCAGCAUUGGCGGUGGCGACGCCGACAGUGAGAACACAGCGGCUUCUGUUUCGUUAAAUAUGAUCGCCCAAGGACGAGACAGUGGUCUAGUUGCCAAUAUUGGUGCUCUGGCAGUUGGUAUCAAACAUCAACGCCAACAAACGCCGCCCAAUACGGCGAAUACCGAUUCGUCAUGUUCCAAUGCAGACUCAGCAGGUUUGAGCGGUUGUUGCACCAAUUGUGGAGUUCCAUGUAGUGUGCUUAAUGCAUCGCCACACGGUAAACUAUGUUCAAGUUGCCACCACCAUUGGAGACGUACCGGUAAUAAGCGUCCCACUUCCGGUCCAUAUUUUGGUAAGCGGUCGCGCGAUCGCAAUGCUGAAAGACAUAAACGUAAACCACCUCGUGGCAUGUACAUCAAUCACGACGAUAUUGUGGCGCUGGCCAGAGCCAAUGACAAUCAAGACGAACUGCUCGCUAACACAGACAGGGAAAUCGUUUCGCUAUUGAGCCAAGUUCAGCUAAACAAACAGAAUAUUUCCGCGCUGAAACGUAAGAAUUCAGAGGGAAUAGACGAUAUGCGCCCAGCUGAGAACACGAAUCGAAUCAAUUCAAGAUGGUCCAAUGAUGAGGCUCUGCUCGUCGUACAAGGUGUGCGUAAAUAUGGCAAAGACUUUCAGACAAUAGCUGAAACUAUUGGCACGAAGACUGAAGCUCACGUGCGUACCUUUUUCGUAAGCAAUCGUCGGCGUUACAAUUUAGACCAAGAACUAAAAAAGUAUGAAGCAGAGAAAGAAGAAGCAGCAGCUACUGCCACUGCUUCUGCAACUGCAAGUGAAACAAUUAACUCCAACAAUAAAAAAGACGAAUCAAAGAAAAGAGAGCCGUCUGCGGCAAAUGCAACAGCCACUGGCGUUAGUGCCAUUUCGUCUGUUAUUGCCGAUGAAUCGGAUAACACAACCUCAAGUGAAGCAACCGUAACAAAGUCUACCAAAGACGAAUCCAAGCUUAAUAAUAGCAAUGCUAAUUUACAGAAGGAUAACGUUAUAAUGGAGAUUGACUUAGAUGCUGAUCAAAAUGAUAUGCAACCACCAGCCAAGAAAUUCGCUCUAAACAUCAACGAACAAGAUUUCGCCAAGGCCAGUGCAAUCUAAAUGAUAAUUCAUUUAGACGCACAACAUCUUUGGACCCAUGGUGGUGAAUAAUGCUAAAUGACACAAUGCAGGUGUUUGACACGCCUUAAGUUUUAUGCAUAUACACAUGCAUACAUAUUUAUUUAUAUUGAAUACUUGACGAUCCAUCCUAGUAUCCUUAACACUUAAAUAUGGUAGGAGAUACUGAAAAUUUAGUAUCAAUAAAAAUCUUAACACAACUCUACUAUCACAAAAAUUAAAGUCAACAAAAUUCCUUGACACCAAUGUGUAUAAGAUAAGUAUAGCUUUAGUUCACUUGAUAUGAAAAUUAAAACUCGGAACGACAAAUUAGUUGAAAGACAAGUGGAAUGGAAAUAUACAGAAAAUAUAAGGAUAUCUACCAUUUUAAUUAAAGAAUUACUCUAGAGAUGCAUUAUAUGAUAGGUAAAUGUGCGCUGUAUAUAUAUGGGCCUAUCAGGUGUUAGCAUUGCCAAAUUAAUCUAAAGUUGUAUUAAACAAAUAUUAUAUAAAAACUUGGAAGAAAAUAUAGGCAACGCGCAUGUAACACCAUGUUUUGAA
Bactrocera latifrons is the source of this 2911-nucleotide messenger RNA. RefSeq names its product REST corepressor (gene CoRest). Lineage: Eukaryota; Metazoa; Arthropoda; Insecta; Diptera; Tephritidae. Gene Ontology annotation, cellular component: histone deacetylase complex; transcription regulator complex. Gene Ontology annotation, biological process: negative regulation of DNA-templated transcription; regulation of transcription by RNA polymerase II. The coding region runs from base 353 to 2353 and encodes 666 amino acids. The transcript is spliced from 11 exons. The record is from RefSeq and is a predicted model, not a curated record. Gene Ontology annotation, molecular function: transcription corepressor activity.